Penicilliopsis zonata CBS 506.65 is the source of this 1275-nucleotide messenger RNA. RefSeq lists its product as hypothetical. NCBI's taxonomy places the organism in Eukaryota, Fungi, Ascomycota, Eurotiomycetes, Eurotiales, Aspergillaceae. The record is from RefSeq and is a predicted model, not a curated record. The transcript has 2 exons. Bases 1 to 1275 code for a protein of 424 amino acids. Gene Ontology annotation, molecular function: monooxygenase activity; FAD binding.
AUGCCUGCUCCUCUAAACGUCAUCAUCAUAGGCGCCGGCCUUGCAGGCCUGCUCUCUGCCCGAGUACUUCGCGAGCACCACCAUGUCACCGUGUUGGAACGCCUUUCCGGCAGCCACGAGCUGGGUGCCGGUAUCAACAUUUCCCCCGCCGGAAAUCGAAUCCUCGAAGAAUUCGGGUUCGACCAGGAGCGUGCGAAAUCCAUCGUGGCCUGCAGGUCGAAGAUUUUCGACCGUCACCAUAAUAUCGUCCAGGAGUUGGACAUGACAGACCUAGUGGCGGCGGCCGGGUCAGAAUGGCGUCUCAACCAUCGGGGGAAUUUGUGGGUAGAGCUUCAUCGCCUGGCCACUGCCCCGUCCGAGGAGCUGGGCAUCUCCGGUUCCCCGGCCAAGAUCUUCUGGGAGGUGGACGUGGUGGACGUGGAUGUGGAAGCGGGGCGAGUUCGAUUGCAAGAUGGCACGGAGUUACACGGCGACCUUAUCGUAGGGGCAGAUGGGAUCAGGUCCAUGGUAAGACCUCUGGUCGUUGGCGACCUGGCCUUUCAGUCUGCGCGGCCGUCGGGUGCAUCAGCCUUUCGCUUCACACUACCGGCCAAGGCGGUCCGUGAGGCUGUCGGGGAGAUCCGUCAGAUGGACGGGCAAGAACCCAGCGAGCUCAACCUCCAUCUAGCCUUGGAUGAUACCAGCCGCUCGAUCGUGACGUAUCCGUGUCGGGGCUUUGAACUCCUGAAUUGCGUGUGCAUCGCACCCGACUCACUCAUCCGCGCCGAAGUCACCGAGUCGUGGUCUGCCAAGGGACGACUGGAGGAUCUUCUCGAAACAUUCGGCGACUUUGGAACGUUCUGUCAGUCUCUACUGAAACAAGCGGAGAACAUCAAGCUCUGGCAAUUGCGAGACCAAGAUCCCCUGCCCACCUACAUCAAGGGCCGGACCGUACUGGUUGGAGACGCUGCACACGCCAUGACGCCGCACCAAGCGCAGGGCGGCACUCAGGCCAUGGAAGACGCUGAGGCCUUCCGCUUGUUCAACCAGGAAGGCGUCUCACGAGACUCGGUACCCUCCAUCCUGAAGGAUUUCGAUCGGGUCCGACGACCGCGAGCGUCCAUGAUCCAGAACACCUCGCGUCAGUCCCUAGAUAGACGCACUGCCGGCUCCGUGUACAAGAACGUUCUGUACAACUGGGUCUAUCCAGGGGUGUUUGAGUGUCUGAGGAGACUGGACGCGGGCGAAGAGAUGGUCCAGAUUCCAGAGAUCAAACUUGAGGUCGAGUUGAAAUAA